Messenger RNA from Erpetoichthys calabaricus (reedfish), 2276 nucleotides. Its product is annotated as phosphatidylserine synthase 1-like. Gene Ontology annotation, biological process: phosphatidylserine biosynthetic process. The record is from RefSeq and is a predicted model, not a curated record. Gene Ontology annotation, molecular function: L-serine-phosphatidylethanolamine phosphatidyltransferase activity. The transcript is spliced from 13 exons. Lineage: Eukaryota; Metazoa; Chordata; Cladistia; Polypteriformes; Polypteridae. The coding region runs from base 89 to 1510 and encodes 473 amino acids.
CCUGAGCGCGCGGUGUGUAGGUCGCUUCGUUCGUGCCCUAGGAGUGAGGAAGCCUGGUGGGGUGGGUGAGUAAGGGUGUACCGCAGAGAUGGCGUCCGCCCUGGGAGCGAGAACUCUUAGCAAAGACGAUGUGAACUAUCGGUUACAUUUUCGAAUGAUCAACGAGCAGCAAGUGGAGGAUAUCACAAUCGAUUUCUUUUACAAGCCACAUACCAUUACGCUGUUAACGUUUACUAUUGUCAGCCUGAUGUAUUUUGCGUUUACGAGAAAUGAUUCAGUACCAGGAGACAAUCUUUGGAUCGGCACAAUCUUAGUUAUUUUCUUCUUUCUCAUUAUCAGUGUUCUUGCUUUUCCAAAUGGCCCAUUCACAAGACCGCAUCCAGCAAUAUGGCGUAUGGUUUUUGGUCUGAGUGUUUUGUAUUUCCUUUUUCUGGUGUUUGUCAUCUUUCUAAACUGGGAACAAGUGAAAGGAGUGAUGUACUGGUUGGAUCCUAACCUCCGUUAUGCUACUCGUGAGGCUGACAUAAUGGAGUAUGCAGUAAACUGUCAUGUCAUCACCUGGGAGCGAAUUCUUAGUCAUUUUGACAUCUUUGCUUUUGGACAUUUUUGGGGUUGGGCAAUGAAGGCACUACUGAUCCGCAGCUAUGGGCUGUGCUGGACAAUCAGCAUAACAUGGGAGCUGACAGAGCUCUUUUUCAUGCACCUACUACCCAAUUUUGCUGAAUGUUGGUGGGAUCAAGUAAUACUGGACAUUCUUCUAUGCAAUGGCGGCGGAAUUUGGCUUGGAAUGACUGUGUGCCGCUUUCUUGAGAUAAGGGCAUACCACUGGGCAAGCAUUAAAGAUAUUCAUACAACCACAGGGAAGAUAAAAAGAGCUGUUCUUCAGUUCACCCCAGCCAGCUGGACUUAUGUCCGAUGGUUUGACCCCAAAUCAUCCUUUCAGAGGGUGGCAGGAAUAUACCUAUUUAUGAUAAUCUGGCAGUUAACAGAAUUAAAUACGUUCUUCCUGAAGCAUAUCUUUGUGUUCCAAGCUUGUCAUCCUUUAAGCUGGUGCAGAAUCCUCUUUAUUGGAAUCAUUACAGCACCCACUGUGAGACAAUAUUAUGCAUACCUUACAGAUACACAGUGUAAAAGGGUUGGAACUCAGUGCUGGGUUUUUGGAGCUAUUGCUUUCCUGGAAGCCUUGGUUUGCAUUAAAUUUGGUCAAGACCUCUUUUCCAAAACUCAAAUCUUGUAUGUAAUCCUUUGGCUGCUUUGUGUGGCCUUAAUUACUUUACUUUGCUUGUAUGUGAUGGUAUGGUAUGCAGUGAGAUCUGGGCAGAGACAAAAGACCUUUUCUGAAUCAGAAGAUAUCAAUUAUAUUAGUUCAUCGUUAAGAUCUGAAAACAUAAAAGGAGGACGCAGAGACAUUCCAACAACAUAUCACAACACAGACCACAGCAGUACAUCAAGACGAAAGAAGGGCAGUGCAAGAUCAAAAGUUUCCAAUGGCAUCAGUGGGAAGAAGUAAGAGGAUACUGUGCGCAGAGAUGCCAGACCACCUUCUUGCCAUACAGCCGGCAAGGCAUUUGGAUACCGGUGAAAGCAAGGAGAAGAAUACGCUGGCAGCAGUGGAGUAGAUAUUAAGGGCUGGUGGCAUUGAUUGGUUCGUCACAGCUGCCUCAUUUGGGAGGUCUCUGGCUUGGGUGCUUGCUUUACUGCAGUCCACAUUAUUGGUUCUCAAAGCCCAUGUUUAGCAAAAUGAAAAUUAUUUUUAUUCUUUACCCUUUUCAUUUAAUUCCUGCUCUGUUUUAUAUAUGGUAUACUUUUCCACUGCUUACAAAAUGGGUUUGCUGUAUGUGCUGCAUGGCUUUGCCUGAUGGGCUACCAAAUGCUGAACUUGCAAAAUUUGCAAGUACAUUUUUUUUUUUUUUUUAAAUCCGCAUUCCAUUUGAGUCCAUUUUAAAGUUCAGCAUAAAAAAUGGCAAUAUGUUUGCUUUGCCAGUAGCUGGAUUUUUUAUUAUCAAAAUCAUUUCUAAUUAUCACAGAAAUGAAGAAGAAAAAAACAAUUCCCAAUGAAGAUGGGAACAAAAUGUUUAAGAACCUGUGACGAUUGAUUUUUCGAAGGACUUCAGAUCAUUAAUAUGUUGAAAUUUUCAUAGAGUAUGAACAGAAUCAAAUUUUUCAAUCAAACGUACCUUCUUUGUGGAGACACUAAAUAACUGUUCCUUCAUUUCAGUGUGGAUGUGUGAUGGAAAACAUUUGUCCACAGUAAAUGUUCCAUCUGAUUUCUUUAA